Messenger RNA from Morone saxatilis (striped sea-bass), 7936 nucleotides. Its product is annotated as E3 ubiquitin-protein ligase RBBP6-like. Gene Ontology annotation, cellular component: nucleus. The transcript has 20 exons. The record is from RefSeq and is a predicted model, not a curated record. Gene Ontology annotation, molecular function: ubiquitin protein ligase activity; zinc ion binding; nucleic acid binding. The coding region runs from base 1072 to 6690 and encodes 1872 amino acids. Gene Ontology annotation, biological process: ubiquitin-dependent protein catabolic process; mRNA processing; protein ubiquitination. Lineage: Eukaryota; Metazoa; Chordata; Actinopteri; Moronidae.
UUCCGGUCGAGGCGCCAUUUUGAUGAAACAGCGAGGAGAGAAGCAGUUUGGACCAACGAAAUGGAUUUUUUAUGGAUUUAACUCGAAGAUUAAUCCGGAUACACCACUUUCAGCGUUUCAUCAUGGAAAAUAACCGUGUACCGAAGAGGAAUCGUUGCGUCCUGGCUGCGUAACCGGUGGAUUUUGUUCGUUUUGGCCGUCAGUUAACUUGGGCAACAUUGUUAGCAUAGCACCAUUUAACCAUUUAGCUGUUCGCUUUUGUUUGGCAAAGUGUUUUCAUGUUGUGUUGAGUGGCGAGGUAACGUGAACUAAUCCCCGAGGUAUCUAAGAUAAUUACACAUUUCUACGACAGAUUACGGGUUUUCAGAAUAAUAUCUUUUUGUUCUGGGGGAGUGGGGGGGAGGGAGGUGAUAACAGAUAAAGAUAAAACUUGUGGACUCGUUGCGGAAGCUCCCCACACAGUUUAUGGACUUCAUUUUUUUUGUGGAGCUCGGUCUUGACUUAAAGAAUAAGAACUGCUCCAACAAAAGGAGGCACAACAUUUAACAUUUUCCCCACACGGACUGCUCACUCACUGGAAACCCCCCGGGCCCGCUGCUCGGCCACCUCUAGCGGCUCGCAGCGCGGCGGCUUUUCCACCAAAAGGACAAUUCACGACGGACUUGGCCUCGUUUACAUCCAUGUGAUAGGUUUUGCCUCCGUGCUGGAUGGACUUUCUCGCAUUUGGAGGCACCCUGUUGUGUUUUAACGGACCUUUAAAGACCUGAAGAGGCACACUGCGCCGCUCAAUGGCGCGCUGGCCUCGCAACUCGCUUAUUUUUCUUUGGCAAUAACAAGGACUCAUCUGUCGUCUUCUGCGAGCUGAACCCUUCCUUAUCUUAGUCCUCUUUGUCCACAGUGUUUCAGCGAAUAUAAAGAAGGUUUACCCAUUAAAAUCACCAGAUUUAGCCUCCUGUGUUCACUGUUGACGCUGUUUUAUUUUGUUAUCAUACCAGGCCUGUGUUUUUUUUUCUUUUUUCUCUCUCCUUGUGCUUUAAGUGCUUAGACCUGUUUAAAAAAAAAAAAAAAAAAAUGUCGUGUGUUCACUAUAAGUUUUCUUCCAAACUGGACUACAACACAGUCACUUUCGAUGGGCUGCAUAUCACCCUCAGCGAGCUUAAAAGGCAGAUUAUGGGCCGAGAGCGCCUCAAGGCCACAGACUGCGACCUGCAGAUCACCAAUGCGCAGACGCGAGAAGAAUACACAGACGAUGAAGCCCACAUCCCGAAACACUCGUCCGUGAUCGUCCGCCGCACUCCGAUUGGUGGAGUAAAACCUGCUGGCAGGACGUUCAUUGUAGAUCGUUCUGACACAGCUGUGGUGGGAUCUUCUAGACCCACUGAUUCUUCUCCUUCUAUGUCACUUGCCCAACUCGCCAAGACUGCUAACCUGGUUGACGCUAAUGCAUCAGAGGAGGACAAGAUUAAAGCCAUGAUGUCUCAGUCCAAUCAUGAAUAUGACCCCAUACAUUACUCCAAGAAAGCAGUUGGACCUCCACCUGCUCACUAUACCUGCUAUCGUUGUGGAAAGGCUGGUCACUACAUCAGGCAAUGCCCUUUGCUGAUGGUCCAAGAUAAGAGUGUGGAGGGUCCCAAGCAAGUAAGGAUUAGUAAGGGCAUUCCCCAGAGCUUCAUGGUGAAAGCAGAGCCGGGCACCAAGGGAGCCAUGUUAACCAGCACCGGAGAAUACGCUAUACCUGCUAUAGAUGCGGAGGCGUAUGCACAAGGAAAGAAGGAGCGCCCUCCGUUUGUUCCACAUGACCAGUCAUCAUCUGAGGAUGACUCAGACCCGAUCCCAGAUGAACUCCUGUGUCCCAUUUGCAAUGACCUGAUGACUGACGCUGUAGUUAUACCCUGCUGUGGAAACAGUUACUGCGAUGAUUGUAUCAGGACGACCUUGUUGGACUCAGAGGAGCACAUCUGCUUCACGUGCAAACAGUCAGAUGUUUCACCUGAUAAUCUCAUUGCCAACAAGUUUCUUCGACAGGCUGUAAACAAUUUUAAGAAUGAGACUGGAUACACCAAACAUGUGCGCAAGCAGCUCCAAAAUGCAGCCCCGCCUCCACCACGCCCCCAGUUGCUCAGGCCUCUGCACUCAAGACAACAGGACCCACUGCUAGCCAAUGUCACUCACCCUUCAACAAGCGCACCCUCCACCGCCCCUCAGGCCCAGGUCCCUCCCCCUGCACCUGUUGCUUCUGCUGCUGCUACUACUGCUGCUGCUCCUGCUGCUCCUUCUGCUCCUACUCCUCCUCAUGCUUCCGUUGAAGUACAAGAUGCUUCACCAGCCCCUCCACCUGUUGUUGAUCACCAUUCUCCUAUGCGUUCCACCAGCCAGGGUGAACCUCCCCCACCAGGAGAAUCAGAUCCAGAACCCACUGUGACACCAGACUCAUCGGGGACCUCAGAAAGUGGAUCACAGAACUACCAUUUAAGUAUUGUUGGCCACCCGCCACCAGUGAGGCCGCCUCAUCCUUCAGGUCACCAGUCACGGCCCCAACACUCUCACAGGGGGGGAGGCAGACACUGGGAGAGGUCUUUCAGAGGUAGAGGAGAGCACCCCUCCCCUCACCUCCAGACAGCUCCACCUACUGCACCUGUUCCUCCGGUGUUCCCAGCUCCGUCGCUGUACCCACCCCCACUUCAGCCCUACCCCCCUCCGUACACCUCUGGUCCUAGCCUUAUCCCUCCCCCUGCCAUCAGUUACCAGCCACAACCUGUCUAUGCCCCUGGACCACCAGUGCUCAACCCUCCUUGGGUUGCCCCUGGUGCCCAGCCCCCUCUUCUCCCUCUUCCACCCUCCCUCUCUCAGCCCCCCCUCUCUAAGGAAGAUUUCUACAGACAACGCCACCACCGACAGGACAAUGUUACAUCCAAACUGGAUGAAUUUACUAAAGACUUCCACAAAGAGCUAAUGAAGUACAGAAAUGCACCAAAGAGACGGAGACCGUCUUAUUCCAGGUCGCGGUCAUACAGUCGCUCUCCAUUCAGCCGUUCUUACUCUCGUUCUAGAUCAAGAUCCAGAUCAAGAUCCAGGUCUUACUCUUAUUCUCCCAGUCGAUCCCGCUCCCGUUCACGCUCCCAUGGCCGGUCUUAUCCCCGCUCCCCCUAUUCUAGACGCAAUGGACGCAGUUACGGACGCUCCCGGACGAGGUCCCGCUCUCGUUCAAGGUCUUAUGGGUAUCGGCGCUCUGGAUCACCACGCUCUCCUCCCACCUACAGGGGAGGAGGAUGGGAGGGACCAGAAGGAGCAGGACCCUACAGGUCUAGAUCACGGUCUCGCUCCCCUGGUGGCUUCCGGAGCCGCAGCCCUGGUGGACGAAAGCCACCUCCUCGGGAGCUGCCACCAUAUGAACUGAAGGGUCCGAGUCCUGGGGGCCAUGAUCGCUGGGAAAGAGAAAGGUACCGACAGUGGGAGAAGGAGUAUGCAGACUGGUACAACAAAUACUACAAAGACUAUGACAACCAACAUCCAUCGCUGCAUCACAGAGGUCGUGGCAGCAGGGACAGGGAGAGGGACAGAAUGUCCCCAUUAUCUAGAGAUUACUCUCCCCAGGGCAGAGGAAGAAGAGGGAGGGACGAGAGAGGCGCUCCACCUCACCAUCCUCCAUCCUCUUCCUCAUCAGGGACCAAGUCCAGCGCUAAAGUCCUGAAGACAAAGAAAGUAAAAAAGAAGAAGACUGGGGAUGAAUCAGAAACAUCACACCAGUCAGUGGACAGAGGUGAUGCAACUCCUGUCAGAGAUGAACCAAUGGACGAAAUCCCUUCACUCAUUAAAACCCCUCCCAUCUCCUCAAAGCCUCCGGUUGGCGCUGCAACCACUAAAGCCCCAGCCUCUAAAAGCCCUGCUGCACCCGUUAAACCCUCAACCAAGUCAACGUCAAAGACUCAGUCGGAUAAGACGAAGAAAGAUUCAAAAGGUCAAAAGGUAAAAGCUAAAGUGAAGACAGAGGGCACAAAGGUGAAGAGUGACAAGGUGAAGAAAAAGACGGCAGAAGUAGUGGUGACCAAAAAGAAAGACUCCUCAUCUUCCUCCUCCUCUUCUGUCGCUAAACCGUUAAAGACCAGUAAAGCCAAACCAGAAGAUGCCUCCAACUCAACUACCCCUAAAAAGGAAAAGGGUAAAAGCUCUGCAGUGAGGCCUGCCCUGCUGAAGACCCCCUUACUGCCCCCCCAGAACCUGCCUCUACAUCAUCCCUCUCUUCAUGACGGCCCUCGACCUGGCCACGACAUCCGUGGGAGGAGAGAUCUUCCACAGAGCAGUGGUCUCCUCCCCAUCCCCCAUCAACACAUACUCCCACUCCUCCACCGGCCAGCCUCCCCAGUGGACAGUCGGAGGAGGAUGGGAGAGGAGGGUCGCUCUUUACUCGGACCUCCUCCUGGAAAGCUGAGGAGAAUCGAUGGGCUCGGGGUUGGAGGCGAUGUCAUCUCCCACUCGCAUAUGUCUCAUCAGCCCCCGCUCCACAGACUCCCACCCCCUUCAGACAGGCCUGGUCUUCUCCCCCUACCAGGGAGCCGUGAGAUGGGUCGGGGAGAUACAGAUCGAGGAUCCAUCAGAUCUUUAAGGGACCUUCAGGUUCCACUGCCCCAGAGGAGUAUCAAGUUAAACAGAGAUCUGGGGAGAAAAGGCAGCACUGAGACAGCAACCUCUGACAGAGCCCCGUCGGGUUCAGAGAAGACUACAUCCGCCUCGGACCGAUCAGCUGCUGCUAACAUCUCUGAAGGAGACCGACCCAGCAGUAUGGCCGAAGGUGCUGGAAGAAAGGAGCGGUCAGCAUCUGCUGAGAGGGGAGUCUCCAGAGAGAGACCAGGAAGUGCUGGAGACAGACUGCAGGGCUCAGACAGAGAGCAGAGCAGAAACUCUGGAGUGGACCGAGAGCGAGACAGAGCUUCAGGGUCAGACCGAGACAGAGUUGACCGAGACAGAGUUGACCGAGACAGAGCUUCAGGGUCAGACCGAGACAGAGUUGAACGAGACAGAGACAAAGUUGACCGAGACAGAGUUUCAGGAUCAGACAGAGACAAAGUUGACCGAGACAGAGUUUCAGGAUCAGACAGAGACAGAGUUGACCGAGACAGACUUUCAGGAUCAGACAGAGACAGAGUUGACAGAGACAGACUUUCAGGAUCAGACAGAGACAGAGUUGACAGAGACAGAGUUUCAGGAUCUGACCGAGACAAAGUUCAGGAUUCUGACCCGAGACAGAGGUUUCAGGAAUCUGACCGAGACAAAGUUUCAGGAUCAGACAGAGACCGAGGCAUGGCGUCUGAUAGAGAGAGGGACAGAGUCUCUGGGUCGGGUUCACUAAAGGUAGCAGGUACAGGAGAGAGAGAUGCUGAAGGAGAGAGGUCGAUGAGGACAGAACGAAAGAACUCCGGCGGUGGAAGUGCAGGAGGGAGAUCUGUCUCUCUGGAUAAAAUGACCAUCGGAGAGAAAUCAGCCAUCACCAAGAAAGUGGUAGACCAUCAGGAGAAACCGAGCAUAUCGUCUAAGGAGAAAGGGGAGGGAUCAGAAAGAGCUGCUAAAUCUGACAGGAGUGUGUCCAAGGACAGAACGGAGAGGACUGUCCCCUCAGGAGAAAAACCAGCUGCUGCUCACAAAGAAGUGAAAGAUGGUGCAGAGUCUGUUGUGAAGAACAGACCCAGGAUCAACCGUAAGGCUCUGACGAGUCACAACUUGGGCUCCACUAGCACUAGGUCAACUCAAGAAACAAAGCGGGACUCAGACAAAGACCAGAAGAGUGUAUCCUCCAAAUCUGCCGAGCCCCAAUCUAGCCCUGUGAACAGCCAUGGCCGCAGCCCCAGUAUUAGCCCAGCACCCAGCCCGACCAGGGAGGAACCGCUCAUUCAGCCUCCUCCCCGCUCCAAAUGGGAGAGAGAAGAUGACGAAGAAGGCCAGGAAAACGGUCUUAGUGCACCCAAGGAGCCCUCACCAGUGCCGCAGAGGGGCCGAGGCAGAGAGGUGCAGAAUGAAGCACCUAAAGCUGUCAGGAACGAAGGCCGGGAUGGCGCAAGGGAGGAGAGGAAAGGAGUAGUGAGGGAAGAGAAGAAGGGGAGAGCACAGAGGGAAGAGGGUAAAGGUGGCAGGGCGGCACAGACAAAUUCUGACAAACCAACCAAAACAAAAACUGUGAGGGAGGAAGGGAGAGCUGCAGCAAGAGAGGAGGGGAGAGGGGGAAGAGAGGAGGGCCGAGGUGUCACAGGAAAGGAAGAGAGAGCAGGAGAUGGCCGAGGUGGCGGAGGACGAGAGGAGAGUCGUGGCCCAGAGCCAAGGAGACAGCGUUUGUGCUCCGACCUGGGUCGCGAGACCGAUGAGGCAGCCUUUGUGCCCGACUACAGCGAAGGCGAAGGCUCAGACACGGAGAGAGGGAGGAGCGGCAGCCCAAGUCCGUCCCUCAGCCAAGCCUCCCACAGCCCCAGCCUGAGCCUCCACAGUGGCUCGGGAACCACCUCAGCAGACAAGAAGAAGAAGAAACACAAGAAACAUAAAAAACACAAAAAGCACAAGAAGCACAGCGGCCAGGACAAAGAAGUGGAACACAAGGAGCACAAGCACAAACACAAGAAAAAGAAACACAAAAAGAACAAAGACAAAGAUGGAGAUGAAGAGGAGGAGAAGCUGGAGACUGCAGAGGAAGGGGCUCCGUGCUAACGUGGGGGCUAAGCUAGGACUGCUGCUUUGUUAAUAAGGAGAUAAUGAUGUACCUACAAAUAUCAGCUAACACUGGCAUGCUGCUCCAUGUGCCACUCUAAGGGAAUGGUUGAAAUGUGUGUUUGAUUGUCUGUGAAUCUGAAGAAGGGCUGUCUGGCUGUUAUUCUAACACUCAGUUUCACUGCAGAAACUGAUGCGGUACUUUGUUGUGCCUGGAUUGCAGCAUUACGACUGCUGCUGAGGCUUCUUUAAUCAUCAAUGUGAGCGUCUUUGGUGACUUUGGGUCAGGAAAAACUCGGGAGAAAUGCUGUUCUGCACUACUGUGAUCAACCUAGAGCCGACAGAAAGGACUUUAUGAUAAUAACUGAUCACACAGCAGUCAAUCUAAAUGAUUGGAAUAACAAUUACUGUACUCAGGGAUGUGAUUGCUUCUUUGUAGAGGAGGAAUUGCUGUUUCUCUGCCUCUGAUUCAUUUGUAAAUAGAGAUUAACUAUUGCUUCACACAAUAAUAAUUUUUCCUGAGUUUAUUUUGCUCACAUCCCUGCGUGCUGUUCAAGGCUUAAAGGCUGAAUAACCUUCAUUGCUAUGAGGGCUGUUGUAAGCUCUUUUUUGAAGGACUGUACUUGCGGUUUUGCAUGUUUUAGCACGUUAACUCAAGAAAAUAUAUAAUUUUGUUUACUGCUAACCAUUUUCAACAUUUAUAAUCUCAUGCUUAUGCAGCCCAUUGGUUUUAGUUCAUACCAGUACAGUGUUUUGUUUUGAUUUUGAGGUCCAAGUUGAUGUAAAUUUAAAAUGAAGGCAAAAAAAUGUUUCCUGAUAGAUUACCUAUCUGAGCAAGGUUACACUUCUGCAAAUUGAUUUUCCUACCCAAUUUAACAUGAAUAGCUGCAGUAGCUACCUGGGAAAGUAUAAAACUCUUGGGGAUGGUCAGCAGUACAGUAUUUGCGAUACUUUAAUGUGCUAACACUUGCAAAAUCACCAAUAUGGUCCUUUUAAGUUAAAACAAACCUUUAUGCAUCCGUGCUACACUGGAUUGUAUAAAUUUAGGAUGUGUUUAUUAAUAAUGGAAAAUCAGUCUGCAUGUUUUUGUUCCAAAGGUGCAGUAGCUGUCUAUCACGUUGUUUGAGUGAGUGAAUGUGUGUCGGUGUGAAAGUGAAAUGUGACAGAAUUGGGACAUGUUGGAGGACUAGUGUUCUUACAAAUGAGUUGUUCCUGUGUUUUUUUUAAUUAAAAUGUUUUGACCUCA